UUUUAUCGUUCUCGUCUUCACUUCUGUAUUCAAUCCUUUACUCUCGUUCUAUGAAGUAGGAGAAGACACUUCAACCCGGAAAUAUGGUUCGGUUUAUGACUGUAGUUUUCAUCUUAGCGACUGUUUAUCGCAGCUAUUCGAAAAGGAUACCUCUAAUAAUACUGGGAGUUGAUGGGUACGCAUACCAGGCAUACGAGAAGUUCAAGAACAAAACUGAUGAAAAUUUCUUAGCGUUUCCCAUCAAGCCAGUCUUUCCCUCUGCAACCUUCCCUAACUUUCUCUCUAUCGCAACGGGAUUGUAUCCGACACAACACGGCAUUAUAAACAACAAAUUCCUUAACAAAGACAAAAACGCAACAUUUCUCUUUAACAACUUACAACACGAUCAGUUUGAUUGGUUCAGGGGAGAACCGAUUUGGAUAACGGCUAAGAAGUCAGGACUGCGAGUCUAUACGGAUAUGUGGAUUGGAGCAUCUGCUUCGUAUAGCGGUAUAAAACCGGACUUUUACUCUUUGUUUAACCCUACCAAAACAUUCCAACAGAAAACUAAAGACCUUAUUUCAAAUAUAGACGAUGAAAAAACAAGGUGUGACCUAUAUAUGGUGUACUCUAACGAACCAGACAGGUCGUUACAUGUUACAAGGUUGAGUGACAGAGCCGAGGUAGAGAGAAUUCACAAUAUGGUGGAGGAACAGAUAUCACAACUCUUAUCUUCUUUGGGAGACAGAGAUUACAAUAUAAUUGUAGUAUCAGAUCACGGGAUGGCUAGUUUUGAGGAGAGAUUCUCGCUGAGUAAGGAGCUGGAGGAUCGUGCUCAACUCUUCAUUGGAGGUCCGUUUGGAAUGUGGUACAUAAGGGAGGGAGACGAGAUUGAGAAUGUUGUUGAGGAUCUAAAUGAAUAUCUUGUUGAUAACGGAAUGGAGGGUGUUGUAGCUACCGACACCGCCUCCCUCCCGAGCAGGUUCAACUUGUGCGGGCUCGAAAAAGAGGGGUUGCCGGAGAUUGUUCUGAUGGUGGAUAAUGAGGCCAUGGUACAGAACCAGUACCCAUCUCAUUUUAAAAGUGGACAUGGGUACGAUAACGAGCUGCCUGAAAUGCAAGGUCACGUGAGAGUACACGGUCCGGGGUUUAACGAGAAGGCUAAAACUGGUCACAUGACCGACCACGUGGUUAUGAACACAGAACUUUACAACCUCUUCUGCUCCCUACUUCGAAUACACCCAGCAGACAAUACAGGCAACCUGAAAACCUUUGACUUCCUGUUAGUGGAACCUCCAAACUGGGAGCUCUCCUACACCCAGCUCUCUGAACCUUGCAGUAAAGAAGGGCAACAAGAUGAUUUACGGAAGGACGACUCACAAUCUAUAUGUGACGGUGAGAGAAAUGAAAGCUAACAAACAUCUCUGUGAACUGUGCGCUUGUAACUACGAACUGACAGAGUAGACAGCAAAUAUUUUAUCAUUUGAGAUGAGAGAUAAACAAACAACAUAUAAUAUAGUAUUUAUUUACAGUAGUGAAUAAUAUGUGCAUGCAUAAUAAUUCAAGGUAACAAGGUCCGAAGUGCUUCCAACGUGACGUAUAAGUUGAAAUUAUCUCCUUGCCGUGACCUUGUAUGUUCUUUUGACUGUUUUCUUUUUUAUUUAUUAAAAAUUGUAUUUUCGAUGCUUGAUUCUUACAAAACUUAAUUAACUUUGUCUAUCUAUUCUUUGAAUCAAUCAUAGACCAAGUGAAAUCAUUAAUUUAUUUUGAAAAUUUGAUUUUUUUAUGUAACUUAUGACAGUUUUUUCCUGAGAGCAAUCAUAAAAAGUGG
This is a messenger RNA of Bolinopsis microptera, 1810 nucleotides long. RefSeq names its product ectonucleotide pyrophosphatase/phosphodiesterase family member 3-like. The transcript is spliced from 11 exons. The record is from RefSeq and is a predicted model, not a curated record. The coding region runs from base 84 to 1394 and encodes 436 amino acids. Lineage: Eukaryota; Metazoa; Ctenophora; Tentaculata; Lobata; Bolinopsidae.